This is a messenger RNA of Brachypodium distachyon (stiff brome), 1695 nucleotides long. RefSeq names its product AT-rich binding protein. Bases 60 to 1448 code for a protein of 462 amino acids. Lineage: Eukaryota; Viridiplantae; Streptophyta; Magnoliopsida; Poales; Poaceae. The record is from RefSeq and is a predicted model, not a curated record. The transcript has 2 exons.
UACACCUCGUGUUCCCUUAGCGAGAAAGAGAAUCUGAGUAGCUAGAAAGAGAAAGAGAAAUGAGGAACCACAAGCUAGUUCCUACCGUUUCGUCCUCUUCAAAGAACAACACCAAACAAGAAGAGCCACACCUCUCAGGGGCAUACAUUAGGAGCCUUGUGAAGCAGCUUAGCUCCUCAUCUACAGCGAGAUCCAAAGACCACCACCACUACAGCACCAUGGGCACCAAACCACACGGCCAACCACAGGAGGAAGAGCAGCAAGCUGCAGCUGCCCAAACAACACCAGUAGAGCAGCAGCAGCAGCAGCCACACAAGAAGCAGGUGAGGAGGAGGCUGCACACAAGCAGGCCAUACCAGGAGAGGCUACUCAACAUGGCAGAGGCCAGGAGAGAGAUCGUCACGGCUCUCAAGAUCCACAGGGCCUCCAUGAGACAAGCCAAAGAGCAGCAGCAGCAGCAACAGCUGCUGCAGUUGCAACAGCAGCAAGAGGUUCAUCAUCAUCAGGUAGUGCAAGAGCAAAGCCAAACGGGAAGCAGGGUAGCCUGUACACCCAUGACCAUGAGCCCCUACGCUUCCUUCUCGGAUUACUUGUACAACUCCUCCCCGUUCUCACACCUCACAGCAACCACCAGCAGCAGCAGCACCGGUAGCUAUUUCUCACCGCUACAGCUCCCUUAUCACAGCAGUACACCAGCCGUUGCACCCAUGCAGCAGGCCGAUGCUUUGGAUCACUUGAUGCUUCCCCUCCCUACGCAGCCAUUAGGACUCAACCUUAGCUUCCAGGGCUUCACUAGCAGUAGUGUUAAUGUUGGCGGUGUAGUGGACGUCGACGAUGCCUGCAAGAACGACAUCACGGCCUGCAGCUCCUUGGAUCCAAUAACGCCGUUGCUCCAGCCGUCGCCUGCUUCCUCCUACUCGGUCUACUCUUCCCCGUCGGCUACGAUGGCCGGCAGCAACGACUACAUGUCUUCGUCCGGCGCCGUCACCGCGGAUCAGAACAGCAGUUCGCUUGCGGCUGCGGCUGCCGUUGCGAGCGAGGCGUCCGGCCAGCUGCAGCUGCACCGGGCGCUGGACGACGAGGAGAUGGCGGCGAUCUACUCCAUCGGGGAGCAGCACGACAUCGAGUGGAGCGACACCAUGAACCUCGUCACCUCCGCGUGGUGGAGCAAGCUCCAGGACAGCGUCGGUAUUCAAGGUAGUACCGCGGUGGCGCAGCAGCAGGCGGCCGCCGUAGAGACGAUGGAGGACGCGUCCAAGCAGUACAGGCAGGGGGACUGUUUUGGAGAUAUCCUCGGCCAUCAUCAGGGCACCAUGGGAGGAAGCGGUUCUGACGUCGUCCUGGCGGGGGUGCAUCAUCUGGGUGACUACUACGGUACUGAAGACGUCUCCUGGCCGCGUAUGGACAUAGGAGAGAUCGAAGGAUGGGAUGCGGAGUGGUUCUCAUGACAUGUCGUCUUCUAUCAUACGGCCCGGGAGUCCGGUAGAGCAUGCAGUACUCAUUAAUUAGUGGAAGUUUUGAGCGAGAAUUGAUCCCUUUUGCUAUACAUGCAUCUCACUGUACCUUGAAUAAUUAAUCAAAACACUACCUUGAAUAAUCAAGGUAUAGUACUAGUAUCUCAUAAGUGCAGUACUUUCUCCAUUCAUAAAUACUUGUCGUGAACGAGUAUUUAGGAACGGAGAGAGUACUGCUUAG